GGGGUAAAAGGGGGCUUCCGACUCCCGACAGCGCCCGUUCCUCCCCAGAGGAUAGUCAACAGGGACGGUCCUAGAUUGCGGGCGGCCGUGCGCGACGCCCGCCGAUUUCGCGUCGACGAUACAAAUUCGAUACAAAUUCGUCACACGGUGCCGACUUCUGUCCGGCGUCGAACGGCCUUGUUCGCAUCCGCCAGCCUGGGACCGACGGUCAGCGUUGUGCCGCAAUGGAAUCGACCACCCACCGAAUCGUUCAAGUGCAGGACUGGGCUCCUGCACAAGAAGCCAUGUUUCCCGACGCUACACCCAGCCUCCCGGUGCAACCGCCGCCCCAGUCGCGACUUCGAAGCAUGAGCGUCUCGCUUCCCUGGCGCCAGCGCCCUAAGUCGGCGCUUCUCGAUCCCAACACGGACGCGGGGCACCACGGCCUCAGGUUGGCGAAGAGCAAGAGUCAUCAUGGCUUCGGGGGACAAGAGGAAGACACCACACAUCUCGCUCCCCCUUCGUCGUCGGGCAGGCACCAUGGCAACUUCAAGCGCAUGCUGCGCAGGGCCUCCGUGUCGCUUAAGACAGGCGUCAAGGGCUUCGUGCACAGGCGGACCUCCGUCCCGGCCGCGACGACCUUCGAGACUGACGGCCAGCCCGCUCGGCCCGUAUUCGGCAGUCCGUCCCAUGGCGCAACGCGCCCCACGACCUCCUACUCCACGUGGCAUCGGCUCCGGCAGGCGACCAGCUUCCACCGUCACUCGCGCAUGCUCCCCACCGGCCACGGUGAACCCAUGUUCGAGCACGACCUCGGCCCUCUCGAGUCCCCGACCCUUCCCGUGCCCGGGUCUGGCGAACAACCGCCCAUCAUUCCGCGCAAUACGGGCGCUGCGGCCAGGCAGGCGGCUGCGAUCGCCUGCAACGGGCUGCAUGGCUACGAUCUCAUGGACAUGUCCGCCCCGCGACCGGGCUGGCUUGCCGAAGACGCGCUGGACGACCACGAGAGCGGCAUUGGGAUCGCCGUGACGAGCUCCGAGAUGGAGGCAUACGUUCCUUGCGACGACGUCGAUUCCGACGUGGACGUUGGUCCCAGCGAGAGCCGCGACGAAACCGCCAUCGCCAAGGUCGACUUCAUCUCGCAGCUGCCGACGGAGCUGGCGAUCCAGAUCCUCGCCCUACUCGAUGCGCCCACACUCGCGACGGCGAGCCUAGUGUGCUCGGGCUGGUACCGCGUGAUUGGGAACCAGCACAUCUGGCGCGAGUCGUUCCUGCGGGAGAAGACCGCCACCUACGCUACCAGCGGCCCCGUCAAGCCGGGCACCGGCCUGGGCGUGCCCCCCGUCCGGCCGUCCAACAACUGGAAGGAGAUCUACAGGGUAAAGACGGAGCUGGACAGACGCUGGAAGGAGGGCAAGGCCCGGCCAGUCUAUCUGAACGGGCACACCGAUAGCAUCUACUGCCUGCAGUUCGACGAAUCCAAAAUCAUCACCGGCUCGCGCGACCGCACCAUCCGGGUGUGGGACAUGCACACCUUCGCCUGCAAGCUCGUCAUCGGCCCGCCCGAGGUCGUCAACGACGGCUCCUUCUCGCUGCUCUACGACGAGCACAACAACCCGGUCCACUACGCCACCCUGCCCGACAUCGACCCGACCCCGACCGCGGGCGGCCUGCCGCGCGCGCCGCUGCGCGCCUACCACUCGGUGCCGGCGCUGUACGCGCCGCCGAUGCACCACAAAGCAUCCAUCCUCUGCCUGCAGUACGACGACCGCAUCCUGGUCACGGGCUCGUCGGACGCGACGUGCAUCGUGUACUCGCUCGCGGCGGGCUACCGGCCGGUGCGGCGGCUGCGGCACCACUCGGCGGCGGUGCUGGACCUGGUCUUCGACGAGCGGCACAUCGUGACGUGCUCCAAGGACGUGUCCAUCUGCGUGUGGGACCGCGGCACGGGCGCGCUGCUGCGCCAGCUGCGCGGGCACGCGGGGCCCGUCAACGCGGUGCAGAUGCGCGGCAACACCAUCGUCUCGUGCAGCGGCGACUUCCGCGUCAAGCUGUGGAACAUCGACACGGGCCGCAACAUCCGCGAGUUCCUCGGCCACAGCAAGGGCCUCGCCUGCAGCCAGUUCUCCGAGGACGGCCGGUACGUCGCGAGCGCGGGCAACGACCGCGUCAUCCGCAUCUGGGACGCCAACACGGGCGAGUGCGUGCGCGAGAUGAAGGCCCACGAGAACCUGGUGCGCAGCCUGCACGUGGACAGCGUCAGCGGCCGGCUGGUCAGCGGCAGCUACGACUCCGACAUCAAGGUCUGGGACAUGGAGACCGGCCAGCCGCUGCUCGACUUCCCCAAGUGGCACUCCAGCUGGGUGCUGAGCGCCAAGAGCGACUACCGCCGGAUCGUCAGCUCCGGCCAGGACCCCAAGAUCUUGAUUCUCGACUUUGGCGCCGGCGUCAAGGGCAUCGAGAUGCUGGAGAGCUGUGUGCCCGGCGAGGAGCCGGGCUACAUUUGAGCAACGCGGCUCCGUCUCAGAAUGGCCCG
Molecule: messenger RNA, 2515 nt
Organism: Thermothielavioides terrestris NRRL 8126
Lineage: Eukaryota; Fungi; Ascomycota; Sordariomycetes; Sordariales; Chaetomiaceae
Exons: 2
Coding region: 225-2486 (753 amino acids)
Molecular function (GO): protein binding
Source: RefSeq, a predicted model, not a curated record